GGGUAAAGGGGUUUGAUCACACCUGCAGGGUCCAGACGACGUCCGACGUCCCUUCUCUGUCUGAUAUCUCACAUUGGCAUUUCCAUCACGACGACAAUACCCUUCUUCUGGUAACAUCACUUCACAACAUCAACCGGACGUCGAACAAGUCGCCAUUGAGCCAGACCUAGUCUACACCACCGUCAACCGCCCUCAUUUAUCGGCAUACCUAGAAAUACUUGAGCAACUUCCGCCACACCAACUCACCUAACCCACCCCCGACCGGAGGAAUGGCCAAACCACCUCCAACGGGACAUCCCACCCCCGGGUCCACGGGAUUCACCACCCGCCUCCGCUCCUACUUCCGUCCCGGCACCACCUCCAACCCCCUCGAGCGCCGCCUCCUCCUCAAAAUCGACUUCUUCAUCCUCACCUUCUGCUGCCUCUCCUACUUCCUCAACUACCUCGACCGCACCGCCCUCUCCAACGCCUACGUCUCCGGCAUGAAAGAGUCCCUUUCCUUUCGUGGGAACCAACUCAACCAAAUCAACACGUGCUUCACCAUCGGCUACGUCCUCGGCCAAAUCCCCUCCAACUUAUCUCUCCACUACAUCCCCCCGCGCAUCUUUUUUCCCGGGAUGAUGGUCCUCUGGGCCGGUCUGACCAUGGUCACUGCCGCCGCUCGACACCCCGGCGAUAUCAUGGCUAUUCGCUUUUUCCAGGGGAUUGCCGAGUCAACGACCUUUGUCGGCACGCAUUAUAUCCUCGGAAGCUGGUACACGGAGCAAGAGCUGGGGAAGCGAUCCGGGGUGUUUACUGCGAGUGGACUGGCAGGGACCAUGAUUGGCGGGUUUGUGCAGAGUGGGAUUCAUGGGAGUAUGGAUGGAUUGAGGGGCUUAAGCGGGUGGCGGUGGUUGUUCAUUAUUGAUGGGAUUAUUACGCUGCCUGUGGCGAUAUAUGGGUUUUGUCUGUUUCCCGAUACGCCCAAGACGACGAGGGCGCCGUAUUUGAGUGUGGAGGAACGGGAGUUGGCGAUACGCAGGAUGGAGAAGAAGAAGCAGGGUGAGCCAGCGGAAGUGGGGAGGUCGUCGGGGGAUACGCUUGUUGAGGCUGAAACAUCUGUCUCGAAACCCGGCACGCAACCACGUCCCGAACCAAAGCCAUCACCUUCUAUCGAUCACCAGGGGCAUCUCCACCAGCACCCCUCCCCCUCCUCUUUCUCCUCCACCCCCUCCAACAGCCCCGAAGCGACAGCGACAGCACACGCCGCGGCAAAAACCGAAUCCUCCCUCACAAAAACCCACCCUUUUUCUCUCCCCUUCCUCCGCUCUUUGUUUACAUCUUACCACUGCCCCUCCUUCAUCUUCCUCUGGAUCCUCGCAGGCGAAACCGAGUCCUUUUCCUCCAACGCCCUCUUAUCUCUCUACCUCAAAUCCCACCCGUCCAAUACUCCCACAACCCCAAAAUACACCAUAUCCCAACUAAACACCUACCCAACAGGCGUUCCAGCCGUCGGGAUUCUCUCCACCCUCUUCUUCGCCUUCAUCACGGACUUGUACCCCCACCACCGGUCCAUGGUGGGUUACUUUAUCGGCAUCAUCGGGGUCCUUACCCCCUCUUUGAUUCUCGCAGCAGAACAUGGACACUUUGGAGAUCCAGCUGGAAGCAAAGCGACGGCCGUGGUGAUGGGGAUGUACUACCUGUCUGGAUCUAUCUACGCCUGUCAAGCGACCUUUUUCGCAUGGGCGAACGACGCGAUGACGAGGGAUGGGAAGGAGGCCGUGUUUAGAGGGGUGGUGCUGGCGGGGAUGAAUAUGGGGAAUAAUGCUGUGAAUGCGUGGUGGAGCAUAGUGUUUUACGGGGCGGACAUGGCGCCGUGGUUUGAGAGGGGGAUGUGGGCUAUGAUUGGGACGAGUGUUGCGCUGGCGGUUUGGACGGCUUUCCUGUCGUAUAUGGAGAGGAGGUCGAGGAGGAGGAGGAGGGAGGAGCGGGAGGUGAGGGAGAGGGAAGAGGCGAGGGGGGUACAGGGCGGUAUUGCUGCAGAUGGGCCGUUGGCGAGGGACGAGAAGGGAAAGGGGGUUGGUGAUGUGUAAUGAUAUAAUUGAGGUGGUUGUACAUAUGGCCAUUCUGAGGACACUCAAGGUUUCUUGUGAGGUCCUCGGUAAAUAUCCCUUUCUUUCCUUCAUGGCUGUGCUUAAAACCCGUAUAUAGAUUCGUCGGAGAGCAAAUGUCACGUCUCAUUGCAAC
This is a messenger RNA of Neurospora hispaniola, 2226 nucleotides long. RefSeq names its product major facilitator superfamily domain-containing protein. Gene Ontology annotation, cellular component: plasma membrane. The transcript has a single exon. The record is from RefSeq and is a predicted model, not a curated record. Bases 270 to 2072 code for a protein of 600 amino acids. Gene Ontology annotation, molecular function: pantothenate transmembrane transporter activity. Gene Ontology annotation, biological process: pantothenate import across plasma membrane. NCBI's taxonomy places the organism in Eukaryota, Fungi, Ascomycota, Sordariomycetes, Sordariales, Sordariaceae.